AUGCAACCUCAUUCAAUCUCAACUUCAACUUCAUUUCAUCAUCAACAUCAUCAACAUCCAUCUUCAUCCAAUCUAUCAAAUCAAGAAUCGAUUAUCAAUCAAACUUCAAAUGAUGAUAUCUAUAACAUUGAUAAAUCUAAAAUACCAAGACCAUAUAAAUGUCCAAUCUGUGAUCGAGCAUUCUAUAGAUUAGAACAUCAAACUCGUCAUAUUCGAACUCAUACUGGAGAAAAACCUCAUCAUUGUACUCAUCUAGGUUGUGAUAAAAGGUUCUCUAGAUCUGAUGAACUUACUCGUCAUGCUAGAAUUCAUACUCAUCCAACUCAACGUAAAAAGAACAAAUCAGUUCAACAACAACAGCAACAGCGUCAUCACCAUCAUCAUCAUCAUCAGCCACAGCCACUACCACUACCACUACCACUACCACAUCAUCAUCAGCAACAGCAGCAGCAGCAUCAUCAUCAACAACAGCAGCAGCAUCAACAACAGCUCGAAAUCGAUCAACAUCAUUCAUUGCUUGAAUCCAAUCUUUCGAGAUCAUCCUCAUUGAAUCUGAAUAUGAACUCUCAACCUAUUCACUCUUCAUAUGCUCAAUCUAUUCAAAAUCCUACCACUUCAUAUGAUACGACAGGCAAUCAUCAUCAUCAAUCAAGGAUUUCGAAUCAUCCACACUCUAAUCUGACUUCUUUAACUGCAACCUUUCAUCAUCUCAAUCAACAUGAUCCAUACCAUCCAAAUCAUCUCAUCAAUCCUCAACCAUCUCAAGAACCAUUGUCACAUUCCUCUUCUCAUCUCAAUCAAAACAUCCCAUCAUUUCAUCAUCAUUUACCUCAUCAAGUUCAACAUUCGGAUUACUUAGAUCAACGAUCACAUUCGAAUCGAAUCAAUCCUUUGGAAUCUCAACUUAAUCCUAGCACUCCGAUUAACUCUCAUUCUCAGUUCAAUCUCAACUCAUCUCAUCAUUCUCAAAUGAAUUCAAUCUCACCUAAUCACACCCAACUGAAUCCUAUUCUACCUAUCAACUCUCAACUGAAUCCUAUCUCACCUAUCCACACUCAAUCAAAUUCAAAUUCACCUCACCAUUCUCAAUUAAAUCCCAUCUCAUCUCAUCAUUCACAAUUGAAUCCGAUCCCACCUAUCAACUCUUCAAAUCCACCUCAUCAUUCAUAUCAUCUAAGUCGAUCGGCUCCUUCUCAUCUACAUUAUCCACAUCCAAACUCACACCCAGAACAACUUGGAUUCUCACAUCUUGAUCCAACAACAGAUCAAAGUGCGAUGAAAUCACAUCAUCCAUUACCGAGUCCAGCCGAUUUUGUUCGAAACAGUCCACAUCCUUCUUCCCAAACCGAACCGAACCAUUUUUAUGGAACCCAUCAAUCAGGUGUAGCCUUUGAAGCCUUAGAAGAACAAAGAAGAGUAGAAGAAGAGAGUGAUUUUUAUUUACCUAGAUCAAGAAGAGGUUCAAGUUAUCAAUCCCAUUCGGUUAAACCUAAUUUAAAUCAUUCACAUGAUGAUUUGAUUCGACAUUCACAUGAAGUUUCGAAUUCGAAUUCCAAUCCACAUCCACAUCAUCGUAAACAUCGACAUGCCUAUCAACCUUAUUCACAUCCAUCUAGUACGACCGUCUCAGUUUUGAAUUCACCUAUUUCGAGUCAUGAUGAAUUAAGUGAUGAUGAAAGAUCUUCUUCACAUUUACCGUUCGGUCCUUUUCAUCAGUUCACUCCAUCUGAUAGUCCUGUUUUAGGUCCGAUGAGUAAGUUAAGUUUAAUGAAAGGUAGAAGUACACAAGCUACGAGUGUGGUGCCUUCUACGGUGCCUUCACCUCAUCCUUCGACGUCUAGAGCUACUAGUCCGAUCAAUUUACCACCACUUAGGUUAGGACAAGCUAUGAUAAGUUUAAGCUCAUCUGCUUCUGCUUCUGUGGCUUCUUCUUCGAUUGGGAUGAGGUCUAAGAUGGAUGUCGAGAUGGAAGAAAGUGAAGAUCGAUCGAUGAGGGUUUCUAGAACUCCAUCUAGGAUUCAAUCUUCAUCUUCUUUAUCAAAUUUGAUUCAUCAAGAAGAAAGUUUGAAUCCAAGUUAUUAUCAAAAAGGUAGAUUAAAAGAUAUCUUGAAUGAUGAUUCACCGGUUAGGGUUUUAGUGGGAUCUGGAUCUGGGUGUGGGAAUCAUCAUCGAUUUACAUUACCACCUCUUUCGAAUAUUACGACUAGAUUAGAUGAAGUUAGGAAUGAUCAAGAAGAAGAGGGAGAAGAAGGGAAAAAGAAGGUCAAGGGAAAGAAGUGUAUUCAAAGGAAUGAAAAUGAAUUGUAUAAGUCUAGAUCGGCACCUACUUCUAGAAUGAAUUCACCACCUGAUUCACCAAUUCAAAGGAAUGUGAAACGGUAUCAAAUCACCGAAGAAGAGAUCAUGGAACAUCGAACGUUGAUUAAGAAGAGUAAGAAACGGAAUUCUAGAAGAAAGAAUCAGUUUGGAUUACAGAUGACACCGAUUGAGAUUGAAAAGAAUGAAGAGAUUGAAGGCUUGAAGUUGGGCUUGGGCUUCGAAGGGGCGAUCAGUUGUAGGAAGAAAGGAGUCGAGAAUGAUGAAGAUGUGAAUCUGGAUGGAAUGGCUUUGGGAUCUUCUUUACCGAAAGAUGAGGAAGAGGAAGAUGAGGAGGAUGAGGAUGAGCAGGAAGAAGGGGUGAGAGAACAGAAGAGGAGGAGUAGGGAUAGUUUUAGUAGUAUUAGUAGUCAUGAAAGUCUUCGAAUCAAAUUUGGAAAACUUUUGGGUUGA
This is a messenger RNA of Melampsora larici-populina 98AG31, 2769 nucleotides long. RefSeq lists its product as uncharacterized. The record is from RefSeq and is a predicted model, not a curated record. Gene Ontology annotation, cellular component: nucleus; cytoplasm. NCBI's taxonomy places the organism in Eukaryota, Fungi, Basidiomycota, Pucciniomycetes, Pucciniales, Melampsoraceae. Gene Ontology annotation, molecular function: RNA polymerase II cis-regulatory region sequence-specific DNA binding. The transcript has 4 exons. Bases 1 to 2769 code for a protein of 922 amino acids.